Octopus sinensis (East Asian common octopus) is the source of this 4726-nucleotide messenger RNA. Its product is annotated as WW domain-containing adapter protein with coiled-coil. Gene Ontology annotation, biological process: positive regulation of TORC1 signaling; regulation of autophagy. The transcript has 13 exons. Lineage: Eukaryota; Metazoa; Mollusca; Cephalopoda; Octopoda; Octopodidae. The record is from RefSeq and is a predicted model, not a curated record. Gene Ontology annotation, molecular function: chromatin binding; RNA polymerase II complex binding. Gene Ontology annotation, cellular component: nucleus. The coding region runs from base 102 to 1700 and encodes 532 amino acids.
GCUGUUUUCUAUGUGAAAUCUAUGUAGAUGACUGUGAAUGAAGAAAGCGUCAUAAUUUAGCAACCUGUGCUGCCAGCUGCACUUACCUGACGCCAGUUUUAAUGGUAAUGCAUGCAAGGAAACUUCCAAGACUCAAUGAUGGGUAUGGUGAUAAAAAGGAAACCCAUCUGUAUCAGGGCAUGCAGUACCCAUAUACAAUCACCAGUCGCUGUGAAAAGCUGCGAAGCUCCCCCGAUGACGACAGGACAAGAGAUGACAGCCCCAGAAGUCGUCAUAGUCCCCGAUAUCAGAACAAGACCACUUAUAUUGAAAGAACUAAGGAAAAACUGGAAAGAGGCUCCACUGACUCACCUACAUCAGAUAGGAGACUCAACCAUUAUUCAUAUACCAGUAACAAUAAAAAUAGCAGUAAUCACCAAAAUCAUGAUAAAAAUCAUAAAAAUGAUAAGGAUAUUAAAGAACAGAAAGAAAAAGACCAUAAAGCAGAGGUACAAAAGUCCGCAGUGCGGGUGUUUGGUGAUUGGUCAGAACACAUUAGCUCUUCGGGUAAAAAGUACUAUUAUAAUUGUAAGACAGAAGUAUCACAGUGGGAAAAACCUAAAGAAUGGCAUGAUAUGCCGAACAAGGGAACAGAUAACAAGUUACAAGAAAAUAAAGCUCCAAGCAAGCACAAUGCCAAUUUACAUAGUAAAUCAUUUCCAGCCUCAGAUGACAGAAUCAAACAUUCCAGUGUUGGAGAAAAAUUUGAUAAACACCAUAAGGUCAGUUUACAUCAAUCAUCAAAAUCAUCAGACAGAUCAUUAUCUGAGAAAAUUAAAACUGGACCGCCUAAAGAUUUGCAAGAUGUUGUUGCACAGAGGACUAGCCAGUGGGUUCAAAAAGGCGGACAGUUGCAAGAGACAUCAAUCAAGGAUAAUUUUCGCAAGGAUAAUACUCAUGUUCAUAAUUUCGAUAAUACAGGAGUUAAGAGACAACGACGGGACAGUGAAGGUAGUAGAUCUCUUGGACCUAGCACACCAAGGAAACUGGAAGAACUUAACAGAGAAACCUCAAUAACAAAAGUAAAAGCAUUACAAACUUUACAGAAAUUACAAGAGGCCAUAUCUAGGCAGCUGUCCAUGAGUACACAGCAUACCACAGUUUUAUCUCCCAAAAUAGUAAUUCCUCAUGCUGAUACCUCACCUCAACAGUCUCUGAAAUCACCAACACUGAGUACAGAUAGCUCACAUCUCCCUCCAGUGAAUGUGAAUCCACCACCACAUGAAGAAGAAUCGGGGAAGGAAAGUCCACAUUCAGAAAGAAGUGAGAAAACUGAAAGUCCUACUCCAAGUACCAGCAGUUCAAAAGAGCUACCUGUAGGACCAAGUGCACUCUCAGCUGUUUCUGAAAAGAAAGACUUGUCAGUAGAACUCCCACCUUCACUUAGCAAUUACUGUAAUGACAAAUUAAUUGGUCAUGUACAAGGCUGGCAGACAGAACAUGCAGAGAGACAGGCCAAACGCUAUUGGGAAGAAGGUCUAACGGUUGGCAGCCUGGAAUGUAGCCAAGUGUCAGUUGAAUUAAAACGAGCUAGAUCAUUAGUUAGGAUAGCUGAAAUACAGUCCACUCUACAUGAACAAAGGAUUUUGUUUUUAGCACAACAGAUAAAAGAAUUAGAGAACUUAAAAAGUCAGCCUCCCUCCUAUUUGUCCUCAGAUUAGCCAAGUGGGAACAGGCUUUUGGUUGUACUUGUCUUUCAUUGUGUGCCUGUAUUUCAUGAGCAUUCAAUUUCUCAUCAAAUCAAAAACUACACGAGUUUGACUUUGUCUUCUGAAAUCUGUCAGUUAUUGGAAGUGAGACUCUUGCAAGAUGCAUUCUGGCUGUAAGCUUACUUUGUACACUUCAUCAUCAUCAUCACCAUCAUCAUCGUCAUCAUCAUCAUUCUUAUCAACAUUGUAACCAGUGGCCCUUAGAAGCCACUGUUAGUGAAACUGGAAUCAUUUUCCUACCUUCCAAAUGUCCAUUUAUCUUGAAUAAUUUCUAUUUCUCAACCAACCUCCUCCCUAACACCACCACCUCCUAUUUUUACCCAAAUAUUCCUCCCAUUCCCCUCUCAGUAGUAGCUAAAUCUAUCUCUCCCCCCAAACCAUUUUACUUACUUUUAAAAUAUUUCUGUAACACUUCUUAUAGAAGUGUUACAGUAGGGUAAAUGUAAAGGAAAAAAAGAACUAGCUUGUAUGUUUCUUUGCAUUUAAAACCAUAUAUACAUACAUGUAUGUAUCUAUAUAAAUGUGUGUGUAUAUAUAUAUAUGUUAAUAUGUAUGUAUGUAUGUAUGUGUAUAUAUAUAUGCUUGUGUGUAUGUAUAUAUAUGUGUGUGUGUGUGUGUAUAUAUAUAUAUAUAUAUAUAUAUAUGUAUAUAUAUAGUAAGCAAUACCAUUAUUACAGUUUUAUGUGCAUGAUGAUAAUGAGUGUAUGUGCAUGUAUUACUAUAGUGUGAAGGCCUAAAAUGUCGGCUGGCAGGAUAACAAUGUAGUAAGUCAACUGUUGGGGAAUAAUAGAGAAGGUGAAAGAAGUUCUUGUCUGUGUUUAUUUCUAAUUGCCCUUCUUUUCCUUUAGGCUGACACCUAUCUGCUAUAAAUUAUUUUAUAACAUAAUAAUGAAUGGAGACUGCACCACUGUCUUCGGUGGUCUCAAGUACAGGGCUCAGAUAGACAGAUGACAGAGACUGCUGUUAAUGUGUUCUGUUAGGUUUCUGGAGGUUCUUGCUUACAACCGUAAUGUUUUAAUUUGGUAGAUGAUCUUUAUUUAAGUUCUUUAUAGAAAUUCAUUUAAGAAUUUUAUUUAUUUUAAAAUUUUUUACUGUAGGAUUAUUUUUUUAGGUAAACUGUGUAAUUCCAUAUUCAUUUCAUAUCUUCUAUUGCUGAAGAUUACUCAGAAUAUCUUUCAUUGAAAUCCUUGUUCUUGUAAUUCUUGAGGUUUUCUUCUUUUGAUCUGUUUUUGUUAAAGUUUGUCUUUUUUAUGCUAGUUUCACUUGUAUAUCAUUAGAAUUGUAUGUAUAUAUAUAUAUAUAUAUAUACAUACUAGUAAUGUUUAGAGAGCUUUUGACUAAAUAAUUUAAGUUGUAGUUAAUGGUAAUGGCUCUUAUUCUAGAAUUAAAGGUUAAAGCUACUUCUGUUUGGCAAGAUUGGUUCAUUUGUAAAUUUUGGUUUGAUUAAUUUACUAAGAAAGAUACUUAUGUUGCUCUUGUCCUUGAAAGAUGUCAGAUUGUGAGGCUUGAGAAACUUCUGUUCAGCUUUUACAAUCUAUUAUUAUUAUCAUCAAGGGCGGUGAGCUGGCUGAAUCGUUAGCACACUGGGUGAAAUGCUUCGUGGUAUUUCGUCUGUCGCUACAUUCUGAAAUCAACUUUGCCUUUCAUCCUUUCAGAGUUGAUAAAUUAAGUACCAGUGAAAUACUGGGGGUUGACAUAUUCGACUAUUUCCCUCCUCCUAAAUUUCAGGCCUUGUGCCAAUAGUAGAAAGGAUUAUUAUCAUUACCACCACCACCCUCUUCCAUCACCAUCUUCAUCUAAGUAUUUCAAAGAAUUUGGCAUCAGAUUUCUUUAAAUUACAUCAAAAUGUUUUAUUUUGUUGAUGCAAUACACAGUGAGUUAGAGUAAUGGUUUCUUUUAACGCUAUAAUUAAACUUGUUUUUCAUGGUGUUGCUUGUGGCCAAAUUCUCAGUUACGUAUUUAUAUAUUUCUUUAAAAAGUAUUUGUUACAUGAAACAAACACUAAAUUAUUAAUGAGUAAAGCUUUGUGUUUUCUGUUAUCAGUCAGUUAAGAUUUGAGAUAUUUAUGUUGACUCUUCACAAGUCUACAUCAAAAGCUGCCAUUUCAGUAAAACUAUAUUGUUGACAUUCUUUUAUGUUUAGUUGAUAAUGCAUGGCAAAAGUGGCCUUCUUACCAAAUCUCCAAAAAUGAAUAAAAAAAUAAUAAAUGGCCAGGAAAAUUCCAGUUGCUAAUUAAUAUACAGGUUGUGGUCAACAAAUUAGUUAUUUUAUGAAUGGAUUUUAAUAAAGAACACAUAUAUAUACUUAAAAUGCUGAAAUCUUUCAAAAUCUUUUUUUUUUUUCAGUUUACAACUAUUUAAAAAAUUUAGUAGGUAUCCUUUGUAACUUUUCUUAUCAAAUUUGUUUGAGGUUGUAAGAUGUGGUGAUCUAUUUCAAGUAUCUUAAAGAGAAAUUGAUUUAUUUUGUGUAUGGUUUUUCUCUUGAUUACCUUAAACCUCUUUGAAACUAAAGCCUAAAUUUAGCAGAUUUAAUCAAAGCUAAAUAAGGCUUUAUUGAUUACAUUUACAAAAUUAAAAAUAAUUAGGGAAGAGUAUGCAACAGUGUAGGUUAAUAUUUUGUUUAAAUUACUAAAGAUGUUCCUCUGUUCAUGGUUAUUUGGUCCUGUUCAGGGUUAGUUUCAGUUUUCUAAUACAGUUCUGCCAUCCUCUUCCAUUUUCCAUUGCAAACUAUUGUAUGCUCAAACCCCUCUAGACUAUCUUCUCCUCUCUAUGACCGCUAUAAAACUUCGAGAAAUGAAGUACAGGAAUUGUGUUAUUCUGUUCAUGGUUAUUUGGUCCUGUUCAGAGAUAGUUUCAGUUUUCUAAUGCAAUUCUGCCUUUCUCUUUCAUUUUCUAUUGAAAAACUAUUGUAUGCUCAAAUCUCUCUUAACUCUCUUCUCGUUUCUUUCUAUGACAUCAAUAAAAUUUUAAAAUGAAGCA